AUGUUCCCAGUAAUUUCCAGCCAUCGCCUUUGGUGGGGUAGGCUUCAGAGGAGUAUCUGCCUGAACCAAGCAGUGCUAAACAGGCAGCACUUACAGCAUGUGCACAUCAGAGUUGGAGACCGGGCUGAACUCAGUAGGGCCUUCACACAGAGGGAUGUGGCUAUCUUCUCAGAAUUAACAGGGGAUGUCAAUCCUGUGCAUUUGGAUGAAGAUUUUGCAAAACACACCAGAUUUGGAAAGACGAUUGUACAUGGAGUUUUGAUCAAUGGACUUAUUUCAGCUCUCCUAGGUACUAAAAUGCCAGGGCCAGGCUGUGUAUUUCUUUCCCAGGAAAUUAACUUUCCAGCCCCUUUAUAUGUUGGGGAAGUUGUUUUAGCUUCUGCAGAAGUGAAAAAGUUGAAGCGGUUCCUUGCUAUUAUUGCAGUGUCAUGUUUUGUAGUAGAAAGUAAAAAGACUGUUAUGGAAGGCUGGGUUAAAGUUAUGGUCCCAGAAGCUCCCACAUCCUGAAAUAUGUCUUUAAUGAUGCAAGUUCAGGCAUCAGUGUUACUAUUAUUGAAGAGCCUCUGAGGAAAACAGGGAUUGCUGUUCUUCACCAGGGAGGGGCUGAUAGACCCAUAAACCCACAUUGGUGGAGGGGAGCUGGUAGAGGGGUGUUCCAUUGUCCACUUAUGCAUUGGCCUUAUGCUUCACACAGACUUAAGUAUAUUUAUCAUCUGUCUAGGUUUCUAAAACUGAAAAAAUGGGAAUUCCCUGAUGGUCCAGUGGUUAGGACUCCGGGCUUUCACUGCCAUGGGUGCGAGUUCAGUCCCUGGUUGGGGAACUAAGAUCCCACAAGCUGUGUGACACAGCCAAAAAAAAACCAAAAAAAAGGUGACUAGAGGAAAUCAGAGGUGGGCUUCCUUGGUGGCACAGUGGUUAAGAAUCCGCCUGCCAAUGCAGGGUUCACGGGUUCAAGCCCUGGUCUGGGAAGAUCCCACAUGCCGUGGAGCAAGUAAGUCUGUGCGCCACAACUACUGAGCCUGCUCUCUAGAGCCUGUGAGGAACAACUACUGAGCCCACGUGCCGCAACUACUGAAGCCCGCACCUAGAGCCCGUGCUCCACAACAAGGGAUGCCACCGCAGUGAGAAGCCCGCGCACCACAACAAAGAGUAGCCCCCGCUCUCUGCAACUAGAGAAAGCCUGUGUGCAGCAACGAAGACCCAGUGCAGCCAAAAAUAAUUAAUUUAAAAAAAAAUCAUAGGUGAUUCUAAGGUUGGACAUUGUGUCCAGGCUCCCAUGAGGUGCCAUUAAAAAAAAAAAAAAAACUGAAAAAAUAUUGGGAGAGUUAUCAUUUAGCUUAAUGUUCUACUUUUAGGAUUUCAAACCUGAUUAGGUUUGCAUUUGGAUAAGGUAAACCUACCUAUAUCUGUGUAGAAUAAGUUUCUCACUGAAUUUAUAACUAGCUAGCAUUUAAUUAUUGACGGCAACGAUAGAAGAUAGGUCAUCUUUGAACACCUAUCUUUUACCAGUAAAUAUUCUUAGAUCCUGUUCUUCAGCAGUUUCUGGGUCAGAGUUGAUUGUAAUUUGUUACUGUUUACACCAAGAUGGUAAUUUGUUCAAUGUUCAGUGUCACUUGCCCUUCAGAUGGUUUUCCUGUUAUCGGAGGAGGGCUUAUGUGCAGAUUUGGACUCAGUUAUGUAAGCUCUCUUGGUCUCAUGUAUAAAACAGGGAUAAAAACACCUACCACACGGGAUUGUUGGAGGUGACAGAUACAAAUAGUUAAGCACAAAGUCUAGCUUAUAAACAGUAGCUACUACUAUUGCCCAUUCUCUUCUGUGAAUAAGGUUAGAGGUUUUCCUGAGUUUGGUGCUAACUGGCCAAAAGUUAGAGAACAGACCAGUCUUUCAGGAUGUCAGCCAAUCUCUAUUGGUAUUCUAAACUUGGAAUAGAUCUUGAAUGCAAAGCUCCUAUUUUAGUAAUCCAGAUUUUUUUAAUCUCUCCCUUGAAAAUACUGUGGGGUCCCCCCCCUUAUAUAAAUAAUAUAUGCUUUUAUUUAAAAAAUUAUAAGGUAAAACAUUUAAGGAACACUGUGGAGGCCAAGUUCUUAAGAGUUGAUGGGUAUUAGGAAAUGUGCCUAUGUGUUAUUACUAACUGGUCAUGCCCAACAUAGCCAACACUAUUAAGACAAGAAUCUGUAGUAGAACAUACAGGUGGUCCACCUGUGCUCUGUAGCUUUAGAUGGUGGCUCAGACCACAGCUAGAUGCUUUGAUCAGGAAGGUAAGAUCAGGUUUAAUUGGUUGCAUAAACCAACAUUUCCUGGAAAAAGAUUUUUUCUUUCUGCUGAUGGAUGAGUAACUAGAUUUUUUAUUUUUUUACAUCAAGGGUAUCAGAUUACUAGAAGGAAUUAUUCUAGUCACUAGAGGGCAGUGAUGUGUAUAAAUAAAGUGAGUAUUUUAAACUUUAAUACUGUACCAUACUCUAGUUUGUGUUGGUGAGAUGAAAAUACCAAAAUCAGAGUGAGAAGCAAGGAUGCCAUUAUCAUGAGUUUCAAAAUGGACAGCAUGUGCAGGUUUAGAUCCACCUGAAGAAGGUGUAUUUAUAGGUGAAACACUAUACAUGCCAAAAAUUUGAUGUGACAUUGAAAAACAAAAUGGGGAACUUGAGUCACAAAAUAGAGACUUGAAACUAAGACUGUAUACUCCUGCAGAACUCCUCCUCUGGGACUUAGCAGCAGUCCUGAAGCAUGGGUUCCGAAGUAGAGUGUAAUGUAAUCAUUAAUACUAUAAGCUACCAUUCUUUCAAUGAUAAGCCAGUUUUCUACAUUAAUUCUAAUCCUGUAAACAGUUUUAUGAAGUUAAUGUUCCAUUUUAUAGGCAGGGAAACAGACUGAUGUGGUGUGACUUGCCCAAGGUUGUACAGGUAGUAUGCAGUAGAGCUGGGAUUCAAACAGCCCUGCUUGGCUCCAGGGCAUUUUUUCCCUCACCCUGUGGGUCUUAAAAUGUUCCCAUACUGGAACACUUUCAGUUUCUAUAAUGAUAUCUUGUUAUGUGGCGGUAAAGUAUUUGGAACCACCAUUCUAUAUAAUUCUGCUUAUAUUCAGAAUGUUCUAGAUCUUAUUCCCUUGCUACAGUUGUAGUGUUUUUCCUCUUCGCUGUUGCUUGAUGGCUUCUACCCAUACCUAUUGCCUACACUUUUUCUAAGCUGACAUUCAGUGAUUAUUUGUCUUCAGAGUAGAAUUACUGAGUUAUUCUAAAAAUGAAAAAUCAUGUGCAAGUCAAGUAUGGUGGGGAGGGAUGUAUGUCAGAUCUGGCGGAUAGGUGAUUAAUACUCUAACUUAAAGUAGCUUCUCAGUAUGAGCAUUUCCUUUUUUUUUUUUUGUGCUCAGUAGAUGUCAUGGUCUUCUUUGUAAACCAGUGAUCUUUGUAAACCAAUAAAAAGUUGGAAUAGAGAAGCAGGCAAGAAGUUAGGGAUACUUCUCUGUACACGAUGACUUGUUAUUUUUACUCAGCCAAGAUUCUCAGACCUCUCAUGGUCUGUUACAGCUGACUAACAAAAACUAGCUGGUUGGCUUUUUCAUUUUGAGCUCUGUACAAGUUGCCAGAAAGAAUGACUCUUCUAAUGAAAGCAUGGGUGACCCUCAAAUCAGGAAGUCCUCUCCCAGGUAAUUGCGAAGUGGCUUUGACUGUACAGGGUCACAAGUGGAAGUGAGUACAAAAGUACUGACAUAAAAUAUGAGGCCAAAUUGUACUAGCACUUUCCACAUAGGGGCAUUGUAAGACUGCAAUUUAUGUAAUGUUUGAUUGCCACAGAAAUAUAUACCCAUCUUAAGCAAUUUCAGUCUAAUGUACUGGAAAAUUGCUUAACAGAUUUUUAUAUUCUAUUAGAAACAUUUCCAUAUUGGUGAAGUGCCACUCAUUUCUUUUUCUGAGCAGCAAAUCUGAAGUAGCAGCAGGGAGAAAGCCUCACCACAGCCACCAUUCAUCUUGUGUAUUCAGCUAGAAAAAGAAGAAACUGCUAAAUGCACAUUCGUACCUCUUAGGUAACCACAGGUUUUCAUUUUGUGCUGAAUUAUUAGUCAUUUUUCUUCUGUGUUCUCAGAGUAUGAUUAAGAGACCAAUUUACUCCCAAAGAAAAUAGCUACUAAAUUACAUCUAUUAAGUUUUUAUAUUAAAACAUACUCUACCAAAGGUUGACAGUCACUCUGAGCAGUUGUGCCACUCUGAAUGCCUCAUGUACUGGCAUAAUUUAUUAACUGGCUCUAUUUGAACAGAAUGCAAGUGCUGUGGAAUUACUCUUGGGCUGCAGUUGAAUAUCUCCAGUGUCCCAGAUGUUUCACUUCCUUUGUUCUUGGCUUUUCUUCAUAUGGAUUAUAAACACAGCAGAGACUAGAAUUCUCGACAUCUUCAGAGAAAUUUUGAGUUGGAGCAAAAUCGUAAGAAAACCCAAGACAAAUGUGGACACUACAUAAAUAGAACAGGAUUAAUAGAAGGCUCCACCAAGCCGUCGAUUUCUAGGCUAUAAUCAAUUUUUAGGGUGGCUCUUAGGUACGCCACAGUUCAUAUGACCUUAUAAACGCUGAGCAAAAUUCCUCUGUGAUGUGAUGGAAAAUAACACGUAAGGGAAGUAAGAAAGAUCAAAUGUGAGUUGUUUGAUUUAUCCAGAUCAUGAAUAUUUAAAGAAAAAUUCAUUCUGAGUUGGGAGGGGAUGCUGCUUAGGAAGCAAUGAGUUUUUCACAAGCUUCUAUAUCUUGAUUUGUAGAGCAGUUGCCAGGUCUAGAAGCAACCUCACUAAAACUCAUUAUCUUCAGUCAGUCUGGCCAAAUGUCAAGCUGUUAGAUAAACAACCUGUGGGCCAUCUAAACAUUUGGCAACAUACAAGAAUGUAAAAUUUUUUUUCCCCCUGCCAUCCCUGAGUAGUGCAUGUGGCAACAACUAAGGUACAGCAUACCUCAUUUGCUUUACCCAGCAUGAGACUGGAAGCAAAGUUGAUUUGAUUCAGAUCAGCUCUGGACUGGGGAGUUGCCCCGCCUUCAGUAUGAGCCAGUUCAAAAGCCAAAUGGAUAGCGAGACUGUCAUAGGAUUGGGGCCAGGUCUCCAGGGGAUCUAUUUAGUAUUUAUUCUGAGAGGCUUACUUUAGUCAAGAAUUUCUAGAGAAUGAGAAAGGCUAGAUUGAGAGUUAGUCUGUGGCUUCAUUUCAUCAAAUAUAUGGUUUCUCAGUUUCGUUUUCAUAGGAAGACAACAGGCUGUCACUUGAUGACCUUUGCAACUCAGUUAUAUAAUACCAUUAUUUUUCUCCUAAUCAUACAAAUAUCUUCACUAGAGACAUUUUGAAAAGUGCAAGAAAACAAAAAAAUAGCAUGAUUCCACUUGCUAGAGACCCUCAGUUAAUACUUUGGUGGGCUUCCUUCUGGUGUUUUUCCUAAAAUAUAUUUUUAAAUCUUGGGAUCAUAAAAUGUAUAUAUUGCUUUUUUCUACUUACUGUUAUAUCUAGAGCAUUUCCCAACAUCAUUCAACAUCCUUUGAUAAUCUCAUUUUUAAUCAUUGCAAAAUAUUCUGUUUAUGAUUGUACCAUGAUUUGUCCAAUCUCCUACUGUUAGAUAUUUCCUUGAGUGCUAUAUAUUUGCACUUGUCUCUGAUUAUAUCCUUAGGAUACUCUCCUGGAGGUGGGAUUACUGCGUGAGAACAUUUUCAAAGCUCUUGAUAUGUGUUGUCAAAUCCCAGUUCCUAGUGCCAGGCCUAUUACAUGCUUAAGUACUCAGUAAAUAAUUGUUGAAUGCAUAAAUGCCUUUUGGAAAGGUUGGACCAAUUUAUACUCCCACCAGCGGUAUGCGAGAAGAGCCUUGUCUUGAUCAGCCCACAUGAUAGGAAUAAUGAUUAAAGCAGAAUUUUGGUUUCUGUGAUUCUGGUAAUGAAAUAACCCAUUUGCCUUAAAGAAAUGGAAGUAAAAAGUUGAACCCUU
Molecule: messenger RNA, 5939 nt
Organism: Balaenoptera acutorostrata (minke whale)
Lineage: Eukaryota; Metazoa; Chordata; Mammalia; Artiodactyla; Balaenopteridae
Gene: HTD2
Product: hydroxyacyl-thioester dehydratase type 2
Exons: 1
Coding region: 1-507 (168 amino acids)
Source: RefSeq, a predicted model, not a curated record